AUGGAGAAAGAAAGAUCCAUAGUGUGCAUAAUUGCAAAUAUUUGGUUCUUGUUGUUCUUCCAAUUUGGUGCUAUCAUCAUGGAGACCAAUGCAUCUCCCCACAACAUCAAUUCAAACAAGUACAUGGUACCUGAAAAACAACCUUACAGAACCUGGUACCACUUUCAGCCUCCACAAAAUUGGAUGAAUGGUAUUAUCCUUAGCAUUUUCUUAAUUUAUCCAAAUGGUGUUACUGCACUACUAUUUCAUCUACUUGUCAACUCUUUAUUCAAUGAAACACAUCAAAAUUAUGAUCUAAUGACAAGUGUUGGUUUAAUUGCCACAGGACCAAUGUACUACAAAGGAGUUUACCACUUUUUCUACCAAUUCAACCCUUAUGCACCAACCUUUGGUAGGCACAUGGUAUGGGGUCAUUCCGUAUCCUAUGAUCUCAUCAAUUGGAUUCAUCUAAAUCAUGCUCUUGAACCAAGUGAGUCCUAUGACAUUAAUGGCUGCUAUUCUGGCUCAAUCACAACCCUCCAUGGGGAAAAACCUAUCAUUAUGUAUACAGGGAGUGAUUCUAACGAGCAUCAAAUCCAGAACUUGGCUAUGCCAAAGAAUCUAUCAGACCCCUUCUUAAGGGAAUGGGAGAAACACCCUGAAAACCCUAUCUUGAUUCCACCAAGUGGAGUAGAAGUGGAUGGAUUCAGAGACCCUACAACUGCUUGGCAAGGAAGUGAUGGCAAAUGGAGAGUGAUUAUUGGUGCCAAAAGUGGUGAUGAAGGGAAGGCUCUUCUCUACCAUAGUGAGGAUUUUGUUAAUUGGAAACUACUUCCCAAUCCUUUGUAUGCAUCAGAAAAUACUGGGAUGUUUGAGUGUCCAGAUUUUUUUCCAGUGCACAUCAGUGGCACAAAGAAUGGGGUGGAUACAUCUGUCCAAAACAGCAGUGUCAAGCAUGUCUUGAAAAUGAGCUAUCAAAACAAACAACUAGAGUACUAUUUUCUAGGUGACUAUUUCCUUGAUCAGGAAAAGUUUGUUCCUGAUGCUGAUUUGGAAGGACCUAGUCUGAACUUAAUAUUGGACCAUGGAAUGUUUUAUGCAUCCAAGUCAUUUUUUGACUAUGCCAAAAACAGAAGGAUAUUGUGGGGAUGGUCAAAGGAGUGUGACACAACACAAGAUGAUUAUGAGAAAGGAUGGGCUGGUCUACAGAGUAUUCCAAGGCAAGUUUGGCUUGAUACAAGUGGGAAGAUGUUGAUGCAGUGGCCAAUUGAAGAGGUAGAAAAACUACGUGAUGAAAAAAUUAGCAUAACGGGAGAGAAACUGAUUGGUGGAGCAAUUAUUGAAGUCGCAGGUAUCACAGCAUCACAGGCCGAUGUAGAAGUGUUGUUUGAGCUACCAGAACUAGAGAAUGCAGAGUUGCUAGAUGAAAGUGAAGUUGAUCCACACUUACUGUGUAGCGAAGAAUACGCAUCAAGAAGUGGCAUAAUAGGGCCAUUCGGGUUGUUAGCUUUAGCAUCUGAGGACCAAACAGAACACACUGCAAUCUUCUUCAGAAUAUAUAGGGCUCCCAAUGGAUUUGUAUGCCUCAUGUGCAGUGACCAAAGCAG
Molecule: messenger RNA, 1586 nt
Organism: Sphenostylis stenocarpa
Lineage: Eukaryota; Viridiplantae; Streptophyta; Magnoliopsida; Fabales; Fabaceae
Source: the annotation of a GenBank genome assembly